AUGUUGUUGCUGGCUGCUUGCUCUGCGUUUCUCAGGGACCAGUUUCUCCUGAACCCCUCAUCAGAGCUACAGGUGUCGAUGUUGUACAGCUCAGCGGUGGUAUGUGAACUCCUCCAGUCCUGUUACACGGGUAUGCUGCAGUUCAGUGCCAAAGAGAUUGUGAACUACCUGACUGCAGCCAGCUACCUGCAGAUGGAGCAUGUGGUGGAGAAAUGCAGAGGAGCCCUGAGCCAGUACAUGCAGCCCCGCAGUCGCAGCCCCAUUACUGUGAAAUCGGAAGACCCUCAGUCUAUGCCAGUGAUUGUCAGUGGAAGUACCCAUUCAUUGGGAUCCAUUUCAUCCCCUUCUGAUACGGCAUCACUGCAUCCUCACAGUUCAGGAAAGGAGCUCCAGGCUGCCGAUGCCGAACUCUCCAACAUCCCUCACAAAGAUGACAGUGAUUUGACCAUACACUGUGUUAAAGGAUCAGAUGCAUCUGGACACUUUGAGGGAGAGGACGACGGGCCUGAGAGUGACAUCUUUCAGGUGCAGAUACACGAUGAACAUCAAGACCCCGAGAAGACCUCUAGUGCUGAGGAGGAAGACAGAGAAGCUGUUGUCAUGUUAGACGACCACGAACCGCUGGAUGCAGGUAUAGAGGAGCCCAAUAUGGAGGGGCGAGCUAAAGGCAACGGCCUCAGAGGGGCAGGCCGCAUGUGGAGACGACGGCACGGAGAGCACAGGGGAGGCAGAGGAAGAGGCUUAAAACACAGGAAGCAAUACACUUUGAAGGACCGCAAGCUCUUGGGUAACUAUCAGGAGGCUUGGCGGUUUCCAACCCCUGAUGAGAUAAUGGGCAAUUUUGGAGCAGACUUUGGGGUUGAUUACCUGUCCAAUCAGCAUCUCGCAGACGGUACCGUCCGCAUUGAGUACAGGCCUGGAGAAGAGAUCGGCUCUGAUGGAGGUCCUGCACACUUCGGUGUGGAAGCUUCCAGCGGGGAAGAGAGAAUGGGAGUUGGGACACAUACAAAUGAACACGGAGCUGCUGACGAGUCCGUAGCAGUGGUGGGAUCCACGUCCUGUGUAACGGGACCAGUGGUGUGUGAGCAGUGUGGACUAGCAUUUUCCUCAACGCAGGACUUAGCCAUGCAUUCCCUGUCAACUCACCGACUGUACGUGUGUCCAUGCUGUGGGAAGCACUUCAGCCACUCCAGUAACCUCAACCGCCACAUGAUCGUCCACCGUGGAGUUUCCAAGCUCCACUGCUGCCCCCUGUGCCACAAGACCUUCACUCAGAAGUCAACACUGUGCGACCACAUGAACCUGCACAGUGGGGAGCGGCCGCAUGUGUGCGCAUACUGCCACGUCAGCUUUGCCCAUAAGCCUGCUCUACGCCGGCACCUGAAAGAGCAACAUGGAAGGACAACGGCCCAAAACUAUCUGGAAAUGCAGCGAAACAAUGAGGGUGGUGUUGGGGAAGGGGUUUAGAUCAGAUUUAAAUAGUUACUGUUUUAAUGAAAUCAGAAUUAACCCUAUUUACUUUCUUAAUACACAUUUCUAGGCUUAUUGUGCACAAUUUAUAAGUGCACAUUAGGUGAAAAUGUAUGUCUUUGUAAUCAGUAUGUAAUAACUGUAUUGUUGUCAAUGUGCAGGCCGAACACUGCCAAAGCAUUUGAGCCUGGAGAGACUGAAUGAAUUUAUACUCACUCAUAGCAACAGUUCACCCAAUACUGAAAAUUCUAUUAUUUACUCACCCUCAUGUCAUUUCAAACCUCUGACUUUUUUCUGAGAAACAAGAAAUUUUGUCUGAAUAGGUGAUAAGCGCUUUUCCACCGUCGGGCCGAAUCAUUCUUGUUGCUUAACCGUUCCAUUUCAUGCUGAUCUGGCCCAGCUGGUAUGGAUAUGGCUUCAUUUUCCACUGUGGGGCUGACAACAGAGCUGGUAAUACAAAUGUGUCAGUCAUUGCCUUGGUACUAAGAUGAGAUAGCUAGUGACCGUGUUAUGGAGGAUGAACAGAUAUUUCCUUUUACUUCACUCAAAUAGUGUGCUUGGCCAGCUAGCUACAGAGAGAAACUAGCAGCCAGUAUCAGACCACAAACAAGUGACCCAUCCUGAGUGGCGACAUCACUACACUCAUUCUACCAACACGGUUCGGCUCAAGUGGAAAUCUAACUGUAACCAUUCCUUACUGUUCUUAGAACCAUUCAACCCGACAGUGGAAAAGCGGUUAAUGAUGUUGUAUAAACCAAGGUGUGCCUCACACGUCCUGAAAAGUGAAGCUGCGGGCUCUUUGAUC
Messenger RNA from Sinocyclocheilus anshuiensis, 2275 nucleotides. Its product is annotated as zinc finger and SCAN domain-containing protein 2-like. The transcript is spliced from 4 exons. Gene Ontology annotation, biological process: regulation of transcription by RNA polymerase II. NCBI's taxonomy places the organism in Eukaryota, Metazoa, Chordata, Actinopteri, Cypriniformes, Cyprinidae. Gene Ontology annotation, molecular function: DNA-binding transcription factor activity, RNA polymerase II-specific; protein binding; RNA polymerase II cis-regulatory region sequence-specific DNA binding. The record is from RefSeq and is a predicted model, not a curated record. The coding region runs from base 1 to 1467 and encodes 488 amino acids.